AUGUCAGAAUCCUCUAAAUCUAAAUCAUCUUUAAAUUUAAACCCUUCACCAACAUUGCAGUGUAAAAAUCUCCAUGAAUAUUUAAAAAGUCGUACACCUCAAUUUUUAGAAACUUUAUACAACUAUCCAACAAUAUGUUUAGCAGUUUAUAGGGAACUACCAGAACUAGCUCGUCAUUUUGUCAUUCGCUUGCUAUUUGUAGAGCAGCCAGUGCCUCAAGCUGUUGUUGCUUCUUGGGUAUCCCAAACACAUGCUAAGGAACAAAGUAAAGCAUGUGAAGCUCUAUCAGAAUUGUCGGUAUGGCAAGAGGCACCAAUACCAGGAGGUUUGCCGGGCUGGAUGUUAGCUCAGUCCUUUAAGAAGAAUCUGAAAGUAGCUUUGUUAGGAGGUGGUCGACCAUGGAGUAUGUCAUCAUCUCUAGAACCUGAUGGAAAAGCCAGGGACAUUGCAUUCUUGGACGCAUAUGCUUUGGAGCGAUGGGAGUGCGUCCUGCACUACAUGGUGGGCAGUGCUCAGACCGAGGGCAUCAGUGCAGAUGCCGUAAGAAUAUUGCUUCAUGCCGGUUUAAUGACCAGGGAUGCAGAAGAUGGAUCUGCCGUAAUUACGAAAGCUGGCUUUCAGUUCCUACUUCUGAGCACUGCUAAACAGGUGUGGCUGUUCCUGCAACAUUACCUGCACACAGCGGAGAAGAGGAGCUUGAGUGCUGCCGAGUGCCUGGCCUUCCUCUACCAGCUCAGCUUUAGUACACUUGGAAAGGACUACAGCACAGAAGGCAUGAGCAACAACAUGCUGGUGUUUCUGCAGCACUUGAGGGAGUUCGGCCUCGUCUACCAGAGAAAGCGUAAGGCGGGCCGAUUCUACCCGACGCGGCUGGCGCUGAACAUCACGUGCGUGGGCGAGGGCUCUGCGGGCCCACUGCUGAGUAGUGGGCAGGCGCGCGGCCACCUGGUGCUGGAGACCAACUACCGCGUAUACGCGUACACGCAGUCCAGCCUGCAGGUGGCGCUGCUGGGCCUCUUCACAGACCUGCUAUACAGGUUCCCCAACUUGGUGGUGGGCGUGUUGACCCGGGAGUCAGUACGUCAAGCUCUGCGGGGAGGCAUCACGGCGGACCAGAUCAUACACUACCUGGAACAGCACUCGCAUCCACAGAUGCUGAAAUCUGAGAGCGGUGGCAUUCGGGCCACGUCUGUGCUGCCGCCCACCGUCGUGGACCAGAUCCGACUGUGGGAGGCUGAGCGUAACCGGUUCACCUACACCGAGGGCGUCGUCUACAACCAGUUCCUGUCACAGGCGGACUUCACAGCGCUGCGAGACUAUGCUCGCGCCGCGGGUGUGCUCACGUGGCAGAGCGAGCGCACGCGCACAGCGCUCGUCACCCGCGCCGGUCACGACGACGUCAAGCGCUUCUGGAAGCGAUACAACAAGACCUAG
Messenger RNA from Parnassius apollo (apollo), 1434 nucleotides. The record is from the annotation of a GenBank genome assembly. Lineage: Eukaryota; Metazoa; Arthropoda; Insecta; Lepidoptera; Papilionidae.